AAAAUUAGGUUAGGUUAGAUUUCGUAUUUGACGUUUCGAAUCUCAAAAAUUUAUAAAAAAAAACAGAUGAUUUCUAUCUUGAAGAGAUAAAAAAAAGACAAAAAUAAUAAAUAAAAAUAAAAUUUGUACAAAAUACAUUUUUUGCUGCAUAAUUUUGAUAUUUUUUUCCUCCGCACCAAAGAUAAAAUAACAAAUCUCUUCGUUCAUAACCUAAAAAGCAUCAUAUUUGUGAUUGAAAAGAUGAAAAAAUAUUUACAAUGCAAAAUUUGCUAUAUUAUUUAAAUUUAUUAUUAUUCUUAUUGUUACUGUAAAAAAUAAUAUUUAUAGAUAGAGAAAAAAAAUUUGGGAAUAAAUGGCGGAAAUCGAUUGGAUCUCACGAACAUAUGAAUACGGAUCAACAAAAUGUCCACAAUUAGAAGAAGUAUUGGAUCAUCCCCUAAAGCCAUUAAUAAUAUCGGUUGUCGAUGGAAGAAGCGUUGUUCGACGGGGUACGUUACGAAGCACAAGCACCAGUUCCUCGACAAGGACACCAACCCCGACACAAAGUUCCACAUCGAGUUUAAAAACAUUUGCUGAUCCCCUAUUGGGUCAUUCCAAUCUCGAUGGGACCGAUCCGCUCACUCAAUUUGCUCGCGAGGAGUUGGAUCCACUUUCCAAAAUGGCGACAGACGAGUGGGAUUACUCAUCGAAUGUAUCAACCGGAAAAAAGAUCAAGGACAAGACGGAAGAAUUAGUCGAACCGUGGACAUCAAGACGAAAUACAAUUUUAAAUAAAUUCACGACUAAUGAAAAAUUGUCGAUUAUCACAAGUUUUCUGUCUGGAGGAGAAAGAGUUGUUGUAAAAGUGCAAUCAAGUGGAACUGUGGAUAGAGUGAAAACAAGACUCGAAAGAUUAGAUGAAUAUGAAGAAGGUUCCGUUCGACAAUUACUCGAUUUAUCACAACAGGAAUACAUGGCAAGAAUCGAGCAAUUAAAUAAUGAACUUGUUCAAGCAUGGCACUCGGAUUUUCGAGUAAAGGCACUUAAAAUUGCAAUUCAGUGCGCAAAAUUGUUGGGCGACACUUCAGUCAUUGCCUUUUAUCCAAGUAAAUUUGUCCUCAUCACUGACAUUUUGGACAUUUUCGGUAAACUCGUAUAUGAAAGAUUAAAAAUGAAGUCCGAAUCUAACAAACCUGGGAGUAAAAGUGCAAGCUUGCCGGAAAAUUUUACACCGGAUAUGGUUCCGGAGAAUGCAAAGGAAACUUGUCAAAAUUGGUUCUAUAAAAUUGCCUCAAUUCGAGAAUUGGUGCCGAGACUUUUUGUUGAAAUGGCAAUUAUUAAAUCGUAUAAUUUCCUUACUACAAGCGAAGCAGUGACAGCACUAAAAAGAAUGACACGAAUGAUUCGCGGUAUUGGCAAUCCAUUGAUUGCAGUUUACGCUCGUUGCUAUUUGUGUCGCGUUGGAUUGGCAUUAAAUAAAAAUACAGAUUUUGAAUUUGCAAAGGAGAAUUUUUACGAUUUUCUUUGCACAUUUCAACAACUAUUCACGCCAUCGAUGAAAAUUGAAUUGAUCAAGCAAAAUAUUUCUUUUCAUUCUUAUUUGAAUCUUUAUACACCGGCUCUUGAAUGGAUAUUGGAAAUUGUCGCUGCAACCGCAACCGAUAAUUUAAUGACUGAAAUUAUUUCACGCUGCAAAUUAAUGCCAAAAAGAGGAUUAUUAAUAAACACUGCAUUAACGUCGUUCAAAGCAUCAUACAUUGCAGAAAGAUCGAUGGAAUUUGUAAAUUUGGUGACAACUUGUGAAGAUGAUGGAUUUCCUCAAUAUCUUCUCUAUCGGAAUUUGGGCGAAUCUUUUGUAAAAGAACCCCCAUCGAAAGAUGAUUGUCAAAUGGUUUUAAAUGCAGUUUGGAAAUAUUUGGCGAGCCUCAAAGAUUCGACGAAAUUUAUGUAUUGCACUGAAAUUUGGAUUCAAUUUACAGUUAUUCAUUUUUCCGUAACGGAACUAAAUCAAUUUUUGGGAGCAAUUAUCAAUCAUUUGGGAUCAAAUCGAAUUUUUGAACAAUUCUAUCCACAGUUACAAACAAUUGUCGAGAAAAUUGUCGCUCACACACAGGACUUCGAAUCAUUGUUGAUUAUGAAUAAUUUUCUACCACUAUUGGACCUCUUUCAUAAGGAGAGUAUUAAAGUUGAUGUAUGUAAAAUAAUUGUCGAUGGAUUUGGCUCUCAAAAUGGACCAAUUACAGAUCCAAUUGUAAUCAAUGCUCUUAUGUUUAUUAUGAAAAUUAUCCAUGAUUCUGUUAGUGCAUUGACUGUGGAAGAUGAGAAACGACAAAUUGGAAAUUUAAUUUGCGGCCUCGUUCAGCGAAUCGAUUUUGGCCGUGAUUUUGAGAAGCAAUUGAAUUUUUAUGUUGAGGCAAGAGCCGCUUUUCCAAAUCUAGACGCUGUUCAUGUUCAAUUGGUCCAGUGUGUCAAUAGAUUGGCUGUUGACACUAGAAAAAUUGUACGUGGACAUCACACGCGUCGAACUUCGGCAUUUGUUCGAGCUUGUGCGGCUUUUUGUUUUAUUACAAUUCCAUCAUUAUCAUCGGUUCAUUCACGACUUCAAUUAUAUCUUCUUUCCGGUCAAGUUUCACUUCUCAAUCAGUGUUUAGGUCAAGCCGAUGCAUCUUUCAAAGCGGCAUUGAGUCUGGUUCCAGAAAUGCCGAAAACAAUUGAUGUCGAUGGGAGGCAAAAAAGUACGGAACCAUGUUUGCUUUCCUAUCUUUCGAAUUUUUUAUCGACACUUCUUGUUGUUCCAGACAGUCCUGAACACGGAGUUUUGUACUUGAUGCGAGGCCUUUUAAAUGCUAUUCAACGUUGCUUUGAAGAACAUUCAUCAACGAAAUAUUAUCUCUAUCUACGAGUUCUAGAUCUUUUGAGUACUUACACUCAAGAAAAUUAUCCAUAUCAUGUUGACAAGGUGGAUUCAAAUGAUCGGCUUUAUGGUUCAGAUCAAAAAUUCAUUGUCGAAGUAAAUAAAAUAUCAUCGAAGGUGCUUCAUGAAAUUUUAACACAUUUAAAAUAUUUGGGCACAAUCGAACAAUUGGAAAAACAAUCAACACUAGCUUUAGAUUUAUUUAUUCGUAUGAUAAUAAGAGCAGAUUUACAACAAUCAACAAUGGCACAAUUGUCCGUUAAUUUGUGGAAUUUAUCACAAAAAUAUGGUGAUGAAGAUCAAAAUAGAAAAAUACGACAACGAAUUGUUGAUCAUAUGAUACUGAAGAGCCGAUCUCCUGAGUUUGAGCAUUUUAACGAAGUUUUACGAAAAAUAAUGAAAACGUAAAAAUAUUUCUCUUCGCAGAUUUGUUCGCAGUGUGGGAAGAAAAGUUUUUGAAAACAAAAGAAUAUUUAAUUAUUUGUACUAUUUAAUUGAAAAAAAUCAGGUAGAAUAAAUUUAUAUGUCUGUAA
Messenger RNA from Leptopilina heterotoma, 3426 nucleotides. RefSeq names its product VPS35 endosomal protein-sorting factor-like. The coding region runs from base 353 to 3301 and encodes 982 amino acids. The transcript has 18 exons. NCBI's taxonomy places the organism in Eukaryota, Metazoa, Arthropoda, Insecta, Hymenoptera, Figitidae. Gene Ontology annotation, biological process: endocytic recycling. The record is from RefSeq and is a predicted model, not a curated record. Gene Ontology annotation, cellular component: endosome.